AUGACCGCACGGAUCUCACAAAAUGGCCCAGAUAUCAGACUGUGUCCGUAUUUCCUUGACACUGUCAUGAACAUAAGCGAUGGACUGACUGCACCACCCCGGAUGUUAACGGACAAGAAAUGGGGACUGUGGGAAGUCAGUUUGGAUGAACUUGGUCACCGCAACCUUGCAUUUGUGACAACCCAUGUGCUGUCCCAUUCAGGGAUCCUCGUCGGACACAUGAGAGCUAGUGGCAUACCGGGACUACGAGAAGGGGGUGGCUUCACAGAGGUCGCCCACGACGGCCAAUUUAGCCUUAAUAACGCUGUCCAAAACGCCGGCAAGUAG
Messenger RNA from Microsporum canis CBS 113480, 327 nucleotides. RefSeq lists its product as uncharacterized. Lineage: Eukaryota; Fungi; Ascomycota; Eurotiomycetes; Onygenales; Arthrodermataceae. The transcript is spliced from 2 exons. The coding region runs from base 1 to 327 and encodes 108 amino acids. The record is from RefSeq and is a predicted model, not a curated record.